AUGCGCUUUUCAGAGCCAAACCAAACAGUGUAUUGGCUUUUAUGUGAUGAAAACGACAAAUGCUAUUGCGACUGGCGAAUAGGUCUUAAGGACUGCGUUAUCAAAAGCCAAAUACGAAAUAUUUUAAUAUGUGGAUCAGUUUUUUCGUUAAUAACCUCCGUUACAUACUUUUUUUUAAAAGAAAAAGAAUUACCUUUGAUGGGCAUAAAUAUACAUAUAUUAAACUCUCCAACAUCUAAAGCAUUUGCUAUUUUAUAUCGCCGUAUACGAUACAAGAAUCAGAAGCUGUGGGAAAAAGAUCUUAUAUCUGGAUGUAUCAUACCAAGACCUGUGGACUCAUUGCUUGCUAUGAGUACUUUGUAUAAUUUAUUCCGUGCAAUACAAUCACUUAUUAUUGUCACUGACGUUGCGCCUAAUCUCGUCUUCCGCUCAUUCUUUCAUGAAUUGCCUUGGCAGUUUGGAAUUUCAGCUUUUUCUUGUUACUUCUUUGGAAUUGCUCACACAAUUGCAAAUAGUAGCGAAAAAGUAUACACUCAAUGGAUCAGCAUACCUCGUUAUGUGGAUAUCUACUGUACCAUACUUCUCUUUGCUCCUUUUAUUACCAAUAAUAUUUGCUCUAUAUGCUCAGGGGUCUUUGCAGAAAGAGGUGACCUGGAGCUUGCUUACAUUUUUACGCGCGCACUCCACUUUAUUUGGGGGAUCUAUUGCAUGGUGUUCAUGAUCAUUCUCUCUUUUUCCGGGCUUCGACUGAUACGAUUACUGAAAAUACAUCGCAAAAUGCGAGUAGCUAAUCACGGAGACGUCGAGAGUGUUGAUACUGGCAUUCUAAAGGUCAAAAUAGUUGUAAUAGGUGCUAUUGUUGCUCUUUUUUUCUUCACAUUCCUAUCAUUUAUAUAUGGCGGCGCUCGCAACCAGAUAAUUAUGAAUGAAAGUGCAUCUCAGGCUAUAUGUGUAUUUUGGCUAUUCAACGCUCCUAUCGCAUUGACUAUCUGCGAGGUCGCCGUAAUUUUGACCCCAAAAUUGAGCAUAACUCUUGGGUUUAUUGGGCAAAACCAGCCUAAUGAGCUUCAAUACACCACUACUCCACGCCUCGUUAAUGGAAAACCGAUAUACCCAUACCCUCCACUGUCCCAUGCAAAAAAUUCGAAGAAUUCAAAAAAUUCAAAAAAUUCAAAAAAUAUUGAACCUAUGGACCUACAAUUGUUACAAGGAGACUGUGAUACAGAAAGAAAUUCGUCCAUUGUAGAUAUGAACAGCAGCAGCUUUGGAAACCUAAGUCACAGCCCUGAUAAAUACAGCAUAUCAGGCUUUAGCAAACGAUCGUCCGCCCCAACAAAUACCAUAGACUCUCACUUUGAAUAUCAAAAGAAAAUUUCAUUAGAACUAGUCGUAGACUACAAAAGCCACGUAACCGCCUUGGGUGCCCCUCGUUUCCAUGCUUCUAAAGAUGCUCGUAAAGAUUAUGAAGGCGGUAUAAACAGUGAAAAUUCAUAUGAAACCCAUAGACUCAGCAAUGAACACGCCCACUCUACAUCACACUCGAGUAACAAACAGAAAUUCAAAGUCACAUUUAAAGAAAGUGACAUGUUUGUAAAUGCACCGGCGUUACGGGACUAA
Phycomyces blakesleeanus NRRL 1555(-) is the source of this 1617-nucleotide messenger RNA. RefSeq lists its product as hypothetical. The record is from RefSeq and is a predicted model, not a curated record. The transcript has 9 exons. The coding region runs from base 1 to 1617 and encodes 538 amino acids. NCBI's taxonomy places the organism in Eukaryota, Fungi, Mucoromycota, Mucoromycetes, Mucorales, Phycomycetaceae.